Caenorhabditis remanei is the source of this 5262-nucleotide messenger RNA. RefSeq lists its product as uncharacterized. Gene Ontology annotation, cellular component: small-subunit processome; nucleolus. The coding region runs from base 1 to 5262 and encodes 1753 amino acids. Gene Ontology annotation, molecular function: RNA binding; protein binding. NCBI's taxonomy places the organism in Eukaryota, Metazoa, Nematoda, Chromadorea, Rhabditida, Rhabditidae. Gene Ontology annotation, biological process: rRNA processing. The record is from RefSeq and is a predicted model, not a curated record. The transcript has 8 exons.
AUGGUUAAACUUGAUGAGGUAACAAAUGAGAAGUAUUUUCCGCGUGGUGGAGGUUCUGACAAACCAAAGCCAUCAAAGAACUCAACUUCAGACUUCCAUUCAGCUAAGCAAGGACUAAAAAGAAAAUCAGCUGCGCCAGAACAAAAUGAAGCCAAAAAAGUGAAGGAAGACUCUUCAUGGUUCCCAAAAGUUGAAGAGAACUGCUUUAUCGAUGGACUCACCGGUCUCGGUGUCGUCGCAGAGGUUUUCGAGGAUGGAGUUGUAUUGCAUACAGCAGGAACACAUACUGUCAAAAUCCAUGCUUCUGAAGUAUCAAAGAAGUUUACUGAACUUUUCAACGCAGAGAAAAUUGAAAUGAAAGACGCAUUCCAAGUGGGACAAAUGAUUCCAUUUCGAGUAAUCACUAAGAAAACAAUUGGAGACAAAGGAAAAGCAAAAGCAAGUUGCAAUCCAUCAAAACUCAACAAACAUCUCUCCCCAAACAUGUUGGUCGCUGGUCUUGUAAUCAACACUUCAGUUAUCAGUAUUGAAGAGAAAGGAGCUAUUUUGGAUGUUGGACUGGAUCAAAUGACUGGAUUCAUCGAGAAGUCGCAAUUUCCAGCUUCCGGAUUAAAAGAAGGAUUACCGCUUGUUGUAAGAAUUCUUUCUACAACCUCUCGUGUUAUCAAAGUGACCUCGUUCGUUGAACAAGACAAUCUUAAUAUGGCAACUUGUGAGAAACUUCAACUCAAUCACCUAAUGCCAGGAACAAUUCUUGAAUGCGAACCAACUGGAGAUGCUGUGACAGCUGGAGUCAUCGUUCAUAUUGGAAAUGGAUUGAAAGGAAUCUUGCCACGUCGUAAUCUUCCACCACGUCUCCGUGAGAAUCCAGAGAAACUCGGAAAAGCCAUCCGAGCAGUUGUGAUGUUCUGUCAACAGAAUUCUAAGAUUCUUGUUCUCAACGCGCAUCCAGAUAUUGUCGCAGUUAGCCGUAUCGAGAAGCGUACGUCUUUCGAAGGAAUCUCAAUUGGAGACAAAGUAAAAUGCACUGUUAUUGAUGCUAUUCCAACAAAAAGCAUUGUUUAUUUCACUCUUCCACCAACUGAUGGAAAGAAAUCGCUUGUAACUGCAGUAUCAUCACGUGGCCUUCUAGAGAAGCCUGACGCAGUUGCUUCCGAAUAUGAAGUUGGAACAGAGAAACUUUGCCGAGUCAUUGGUUUCCGUUAUGCUGACCGAACAAUUACUGUCUCUACAAGAAAGGACAUUCUCAAUCAGAAAAUCACUACUUAUCAGGAUGCAAAAUGCGGAGAUAUUCUCGAUGGUAGAGUUCACCAUGUGACAAAAAGUGGUGUCUACUUUAUGGUGUGUAACUUCGUGAAAGCGUUCGCCCCGUUGAGUUUGCUCUCGGAUAAACCACUCACUGUCCCAAAAAUCAAAAGUAUGUUCAAAGUGGGAACGGAAAUGAAAUGUCGUGUUUGGCAAAUUUGUGAGCAACGGAAGAAUCUGAUUGUCACUUGUCGCGAACAAAUUCUUGCUCUGAAAGGAACAUCUGCGAACACCGUAGAGGAAUUAGAAAUCGGAAACACACUUCCCUGUGUCGUCAGAAAAGUCUUUGAUUCUGGAGUGAUUCUUCUCGCUACGUUCAAUAAUAUUUCGGGAGUUCUCCGAAAAGAGUCUGCGAUUCACUUGCCGGCAACACCGAAAGUGAAUGAUUUCGUUAUCGUUAAUGUGGAAAAAAUCGAAGAGAACAAUCGAGUCAUUUUUGUUCUUCGUGAUGCUAACAUGAAUGCAGCAUUGGCAUCUGGACAGAACUCUGAGAAAAAAUUGGUCCAAAAAGCGAAACCAGCAGAUGCAGGAGUUGGAGUCGGAAAGGUGUACAAGGGAUCACUAUCAGCAAAGAAGGGAGAGAAAGCAAACGUCACUUUUAUGGGAGACGGCAAUAAGGAGGUCUAUGCUUCUGUCGAUGAUCAUCUUCUCUCCGAUCUUCUCGAGGCUCCAGUUGGACUCACAAAACGAUUGCUUAUGGAGAACAAGGAAGAGAUUAGUAGAAUCAUUCCAAUGGGAAAAAUGGCUGCAAUCAAUAGAGCAUGUGUGAAAAGAUCUGUGACUCGUUUUGCGAAAGGAAUGAAAUUGCCAAAGAAGUUCGAAGAUUUGAAAGAAGAGCAAGUGGUAUUAGGAGUCGUUGGACAGAUCAUCACAAACAUCGGAGUGUUUGUUGAACUUGUUGGUGGAAGUGGACUUGUUGGAAAAGUUUUUGAGAGAAAAACUGCCAAGAGCACAUGUGAACUUCUCGAAGUCGGUCAAGUCAUCAUCGGAAAAAUUGAGAACAUUGAUUCUACGAAAAAGAGUUUCUGGAUUGAUCCAUGUACCGAUAUGGAAAAUGGAGAACGAAUGCUUAAACAGUACGCACUUCCUCUUUUGGAAUCAAUUGUUGAAGAAGUGAAGUGGCUUGCCGAGCACUCAAAUUAUCCAUCACCGGGUUCAAAAGUCGAUGCUAAGAUCACAAAAGAACUUGAUGACUUAACACUUGCUGAGUUCGAGCAUAACGGAAAGAAGAUUUCUGCAGUUGUCCCAAAGAAGGCUGGAGAAAAAGAAGUGGCUGAGAAAACUCCUAAGAAAAAGAAGAAGUCUGCGAAAUCAUUCAUUGUAGUUGACAUCAAUCAUUCGAGAAAUGAAGUCAUUCUUGCUGCUGCUACAACUUCCGAGGAAGCUCGAAUUGUUGCAAUUCGUCGUGAUUAUCUUUGUGCAAUCUCUUCUGAUGGUCUUAUCUAUCUACCAACUAGACUUCAUCCAAAUCAUCUUCCAAUAUCUGAUCCGAAAGUUAAAGUUCAUAUGAUUGUUGAUCUGAGCAACAAGAAAUCAAUUGGUGAUGGUGUCUUUAUUGCAACCGGAGGUGGUGGUGAUGUUGAUGAUGUCGCAAGAACUACACUCAUCAAGAAAGAAUUUAUUGGAAACCCGAAAAAAGAGAAGAAGACUGAAGACGGUUCUGAGGAAGGAAAAGUCAGGAGCAUCAAAAACUUCGGUGUCUAUGAAGGAACCGUCAUCGGACAUGCGAAACUUGAAGAAAAUCGCAAGAGAAACUCAUUGUUCGUAGAUAUUCGCCUUCCUGGCGACAAUGUUGGACGUCUCCAUGUUUCGGAGUUCCCACCAAAUCUUCUGAAUUCGGAAAAUCCACUCGAAGAGUUCCUAACUCGCAACGUGAACAAGAAAGUCAUCGUUCGUAUUAUUGGUUUCAUCAAAAGUGCCAAAGGACCGAAAAUCGCGGAACUUACCAUGAUUCCAUCGAAAAUUCAAGCCGGAAAAGUUCGUGCUGCUACUCUCUCCUAUAAAUCCAACUACUCGGUCGGUGACAUGAUCAAAUGCUUCGGAACAGCGACAUUAACCGAAAAACAACAGCUGAAAGUAGAAGUGAAUCCAGUUUGGAUCGGGUCAAUCUCUCGUGAAAAUGUCUCGGAGGAUCUGAAAAUUACUGCUGCUGAUGGUGGAAUUGUUGACUUUUCACUCAAAAAAGGAGAAAUGCGCCAAGCAAAAGUUAUCGCUGUUGACAGGAAAAGCAUGUCAAUGACUUUAACACUAGAUACCUCUGAAGUUGAAUCGGAAUUCAAAAUUGGUUCAACUGUCACUGGACGUGUCUUCUUUGUUAGCAAAACAUACAUUCGUCUGAAGCUCUCUACUGGACAACAAGCUGUUUUGACACCAACUGCAAUUACAGAUAAAUAUGAAAGUGUUGAAGAAGUUGUUGAGAAACAAAUGGCAGUUGGACAAUUGGUCGAUGUCGUUUGUGCUAAGAUUCAAGACAAACCAAAGCGUCAUUAUGUGGUUCUCAAAAGCCGUUACAACUCAAAAACUACAAAUGAGAAGAGAAAAUUGAUCCUCGACAAUAAGUUGAUCAAAGAAGGGUCUCAGUUUGAUGGAAUUGUGGAGAACGCUUCAAAGGGAUCACUUUUCAUCGAAAUAGGUCCAGGAAUUUCUGGAAGAAUUCCGGUUAAUGAGGAGAAUCAGGAUGUCUUGGAAAUCGGCACCAGCAGUGUGGUUCGUGUAACUGUCGCUAAAGUCCACAAAAAUGAGAUUAUCUUGAAACUCGACGAUACUCUCAUCAGAAAAUGGACUACUAAGCCAGAAAGAAAAAGAACUUCUUCGAAAAGUGAUGGUGUUCCAUCGAAGGUUGCUCUGCUCGAAGAGGAGAAGACAUCUGAAACUUUGGAAGCUGAAGAUCCAGGAUUUGAUUGGUCGAACAAGGGAUUCAGAAAUGAAGAUCUGGCGGCUGUUGGAAAAUUGACAAGCAGUAAUGAAAAGGAAGAGGAAGAAGAUGUUGAAGAUGAAGAGGAAGAUGUCAGUGAUGAGGAAGAAGAAGAAGGUGCUUCUGAUGAAGAAGAAGUUGACGAUGAGGAGGAAGAGGUGAAUGAUGAAGAAGACGAGGAAUCUGAUGAUGACGAGGAGAAGGUUGAUUUGAUUGAAAAGUCUGAAGAAGAACAUUCCCGCCUUGUUCGCAGUGAUCCAAAUUCUGCAAUCAACUGGAUCGAGUAUAUGAGUCUAUUUGUCGAGAAAUCUGACUUGACAGCUGCAAGGAAGACUGCGGAAGAAGCUCUUGAAGCCAUUAAUCCAACUGAAUCCGAAGAACUUCUGAAAAUGUGGACUGCAUUCCUGAACAUGGAAGUCGCAUAUGGAGACUCUACAACCGUUGAGAAAGUGUUCCAGCGUGCCUGCAAAAACGCCAACGCGUAUACAAUCCACAAAACUCUUGCCAAAAUUCAUCAAAAGUUCGAAAAGAAUGCGGAAGCUACUCAAAUUUUGGAGCAGAUGGUCAAGAAGUUCCGUGCUAACAAAUUGGAAGUUUGGACUCUGCUCGCCGAGCACUUGAUGACUCAAAAGGACCAGAAAGCGGCGAGAGAUCUUCUCCCGAGGGCAUUGAAAAGUGCUCCAAACGCACAACAGCAUAUCCAACUCAUUUCCAAAUUCGCUCAACUGGAAUUCAAAUUCGGUGAUGCUGAACGUGGAAGAACUCUUCUCGAAGGACUUGUCACUGCUCACCCCAAAAAGACUGAUCUUUGGCUCGUUUAUGCUGAUGCUGCACUCAAACAUCUUGGCAUUGAGCACGCUCGUAAAAUUCUCGAGAGAGCCUGUAAUCUCGAGAUGUCUGUUCAUAAAAUGAGACCAUUGUACAAGAAAUGGUUGGAGAUGGAAAGCAAGCAUGGAGAUGCUGCAGCUGUCCAGUUGGUUAAAUCAAAAGCUGAAAAGUUUUUGCAAGCUGUUGCUGACAAUGUGUUGGAAGAGGACAAUUAA